UUUCAACUUUCACACUCAGUUCAUUCUUGUGUUAGACUAGGUUAAACUCAAUAACAACCUCAAGAAAAUGCCUGAAGAACACGACCGUGCAUCCCAUCGGGAGGACCGCCAUAGGUCGUCAAAACAUGAGGAAAGAGAUGGACAUAGAGAAAGAGAGCACAGAGACCGCGGCGACAGAUCUGACCGGUACGGGGGUCGAAGAGGUGACGAUAGACGAGACGGGAGAGGAGACCGCGACCGGGAGCGUUACUCUCGUGGCCCUAGAGAAUUUGAUGAACGGAGGCCUCGGGACGACGACCGACGGCGCGGUCGUGAAGACGACGGUUACGGUCCUCCAAGGGACAGAGGAGACAGAGGAGAACGCCGGGGUCGUGGAGGUGGAGGCGGCGGUGAAGGACGUGGUGGUGGUGGCGGAGGCGGAGGCGGAGGAAGAAGGGAAGCUACUCCUCCCGAGAGAAGGUCUCCUACUCCAGAGGGCGCUGUACCUUUGACUCAGCGCAGGCGCAAAGCUUCUGGUUGGGAUGUUCAUGCUCCAGGUUAUGAACAAUAUUCUGCCAUGCAAGCUAAACAAACAGGUCUCUUCAACCUCCCCGGUGCCAAUCGAACUCAGAUUCCUCCUAUUCUGGGUAUCGCUGGGCUUCCUCCGCCCAUGCCAGUGCAGACUUUCGGCAUGGGUAUUGGUGCCAACCCCAACCUGUCUCGUCAAUCUCGAAGGCUUUACAUUGGUAGCAUAACCCCCGAAGUCAAUGAGCAAAAUCUUGCCGAAUUCUUUAAUCAGAAAAUGGCAGAAAUGAACAUUGGGACCAGUACCCCCGGUCCCCCUGUUCUUGCGGUACAGUGCAAUUAUGAGAAAAACUAUGCUUUCGUCGAGUUCCGUAGUGCCGAGGAUGCUACGUCUGCCAUGGCCUUUGAUGGAAUUAUCUUCAUAAAUGGACCGCUCAAAAUUCGUCGACCCAAGGACUACGGCGGUGUUGAAAUUCCUGCCGCCGCUCCUGUGGUUCACGUUCCUGGGGUCGUUUCUACUAACGUCCCCGACUCGAUCAACAAAGUAUUCGUAGGCGGUCUUCCUACAUACCUCAAUGAGGAGAAUGUCAUGGAGCUUCUCAAGAGUUUCGGAGAGUUGAAGGCUUUCAAUCUAGUUAGGGAGAAUGGAAAUGGACUUUCAAAGGGCUUCGCAUUCUUCGAAUAUGUUGACGCGAGCGUAACGGAUACUGCGAUUCAAGCCUUAAACGGUAUGGAACUUGGUGACCGCUAUCUCGUCGUGCAACGUGCAUCGGUCGGAGCGAAGCCUGACACGCCAGGCAUGAUUCCUAACUUGCCUUACGACCAAUUUCCCGAAAUCCCUCGACCUAUCAUGCCUGCUGGUGAAUCCACCGGCAGCGACGCACGUAUACUUCUCAUGCUCAACAUGGUAACACCCGAAGACCUCAUUGAUGACGAAGAAUACGGAGACCUAUUCGACGAUAUCAAGGAAGAAUGCUCGAACUUUGGUGCCGUGGAGGAUCUACGAAUUCCUCGACCGGUCAAGAAGGACAAGACCAAGUGGACUCCAGGGGAAGGGCUUGAUCCGCAGGCUAUUGCUCGCAUCGACGAGGCAGCGGGUGUUGGUCGUGUCUAUGUGAAGUAUGUUGAUAGUCACAGUGCCUCGGCUGCUUUGAAGAGUCUUGCCGGACGUUCCUUUGCUGGGAGGUCGAUUAUUGCUACGCUUCUAAGCGAGGAAAGUCAAACCACUCCUCCGUUGAACCUUAUCUUUGCGCCUCAGCCAGACGCUCCUCCCCCACUACCUGCCGACUCGUGAGUGUGUUGGGGGUUUUAUGUUAGGAUCAUGGUUAUUGUUUGAAUGUUACUCGUUAUACGUAUGUAUGUAUGAUGUGUACUCGAGUUGUCGUUUCGUUGCUACAUGAUAUUAUGUCGUCUGAAUUUUUGACAUGAAUCCCAGGUGAAUCUUAGGAUCUUAGAGUGUCGUUUGCCAUGGCCCACAGGAGCCCCGACACCCCAAAUCGCUAUAAACUGGUGAUCAAGCUUAUCUACCCUUGCGGGUUUAGAAGAUCUUCCCCGACCUUCCCCGACCUUCCCCGACGUCAAUCAUUUGCCAUAUUCGAAGCACGGAGGUGGUCGAGGAAGGUGUUCAGUUCUCGAGUGCGCGUGAAGUAAUGAAGCUGUUGCUAUUGGCUUCGAGAGGGUGUGCGCUUGACUGAAGGCUAGGGGCAAUGCCUGGCAAACGCAUGCCCUUCGCUGCUAUAUUUCAUUGUACUUAUACUACAUACUACAG
Lentinula edodes (shiitake mushroom) is the source of this 2272-nucleotide messenger RNA. RefSeq lists its product as uncharacterized. Gene Ontology annotation, cellular component: U2AF complex; commitment complex; nucleus. The transcript has 5 exons. Lineage: Eukaryota; Fungi; Basidiomycota; Agaricomycetes; Agaricales; Omphalotaceae. Gene Ontology annotation, biological process: mRNA processing. The record is from RefSeq and is a predicted model, not a curated record. The coding region runs from base 68 to 1798 and encodes 576 amino acids. Gene Ontology annotation, molecular function: pre-mRNA 3'-splice site binding; poly-pyrimidine tract binding.